Messenger RNA from Haliotis rufescens (red abalone), 2672 nucleotides. RefSeq names its product equilibrative nucleobase transporter 1-like. Bases 28 to 1836 code for a protein of 602 amino acids. The record is from RefSeq and is a predicted model, not a curated record. The transcript has 10 exons. NCBI's taxonomy places the organism in Eukaryota, Metazoa, Mollusca, Gastropoda, Lepetellida, Haliotidae.
GUGGAUAUAUAUGUAGACAGUAUUGCGAUGUGUAGUGAAUAUACGAAAAGAUGGUUCAGGUAUUUUGUUGCAACUUGGGCGUUCCUUGAGACCUUCCUCCUGGCCGGGUAUAAAGCUGGGUGGGCCUCUCUGGUGUACGUUCUCAAGAAGGAAGGAAUCUACCGCUCCCUUUGCCAUGGUUCAUCGCAGAGAUAUGUCAACAACACAACACCAAUACAUGCUAACAUGACAUACAGGAGAAACUUCGGUGUUGUGGACAACACAACUUACGGACAAUAUGGGGACUCGUGGAACUUUACCUUAGAAGGCACUAAGAUCCUGCAGGAUAAAGACACUGGAUGCGCUGACCAGGAUGCCAUGUUUGAGUUGUGUGUUUCCAUUAGCAGUGUGCUAUCAACUUUCCUUAGCCUGCUCAUCUGUCAAAUAAACUUUGCUUAUGGAAUCAGGACUACAAGACUAUUUUCCAUUGUGACUGGAUGCGCUGACCAGGAUGCCAUGUUUGAGUUGUGUGUUGCCGUUUGCAGUGUGCUAUCAACUUUUAUUACCCUGCUUUUGGGUCAUAUCAAUUUUGUGUAUGGAAUCAGGACAACAAGAAUCGUUUGUAUAACAUUAUUGGUGAUUGGAUCAACCAUGUUCGCUGUCAUAUCUGUAGACACACCUUGGCUAAUGUUCAUAGGCUACAUGGCUCUAGGAAAUGGCGGGAUGGGGAUAUUACAAACAAACAACCAGGUAUCGUACAUGUUUGCGAAAGGUGGGCCGACUGUCAUAGGCCUCAUAUGUGGAGCUUUCGACGCCUCCGCGGCUGUCAUGCUAGUUGUGAAGCUUGCAUAUGACCAUGGAGUGUCUCUUCAAAUGUCUUUCAUCGUUAUCGGCUGUUUGAACAUGUUGGUAGUCAUAAGUACGUUUUCGUUCCUUCCUAAGAAAUUUAUCAAAACCACACAAACCGAUUCGACCACUGGUGCAGACCACGAAGCAGUCUUAUCGGAAGAGGCAAAACAUGCUUCUGCAAAGGACAAUAAUGACAGACAAAUGUCGGAAAGGACAAUUCUCCUUAGUGGUGCCUUGCAUGAACUAAGACCAGGGGUCAGUGAACCCCACACGGGAACGGACGCUAUUACCAGAGAUGAAGAGAGGAACCGUGUGUCAAUGGAUGGUGAAGAACCCAGGAUGGAGGAUGAUAAAGAGACCUCCAGAAACAGCCGACUGUUGGGGUACAUCUUCAGUCCUCUUUAUCUGCUGACGCUUCUAUGGACGUGUGUGAUUCAAUUGCUAUUUGUGCUUUUUAUUUGUUCUUUAAAUGCCUGGCUGGAACAUAUCACACACGGCGUAGAAGAGAGAGUCAGCUUCUUGACAGACUUCAUGUUCUCAGCCAUGCUGGCAUCGCCGGUAGUGUCCAUACUAACAGGUGGCAUGGUGGACUUCCUCUACUCCAUACAGCCAGAAACGAGGAGCCACAAGGCCAGGACACAUAACGCUUUAGCUGUUCCUAUUGUCUUAACCAACGUCCUGGCCGUGAUUCUGUGCGCAUGCGUCGUUGUCGAGAGAGAGGAUAUGACGUAUAUAACAGCCAUCACUUCCGUGCUAUACAGAACACUUCUCUACAGUGGCCUGACACUAUUUACAAGAUUAUUAUACCCGAGUGACUAUUUCGCUGCUCUGUAUGGCGUCAUGUUCAUGAUCAGUGGCUUCGCGAGUUUCCUGCAGUACCCUCUGUUUCUCUGGUGCCAGAGCUCGCCAAGUGGAUACAGACAGGUAUACAGCAUGCUGGGUCUAACGUGUAUACUGAUAUUAGUACAGCCGAUAUAUCUGGUAUAUACAGGACGCAGAGAGAAGUAGUAACCACCUUUCCCUCUCAAGGAUGCUUUGAGUGUUAAUCAGCUCAUACCAAAAUUCAUGGUAUCACAUUUUGGGUUGUGGCCAGUGGCUCACAUCUAAUGUGAAAAGACGGCGAUCAAGUAUCAAAAAAGAAACAGUGAUGAACAGGCUAUGUGCACCCAGGGCCAAAUUCACAAUCCUACAAAUGAUGAUAACUGAAAAUAAACAAUGAUUAAAAAGCGAGCGUAGCCCUACAGAUGCUGCAAUUCUAAAGCAUUAACGUAAUCUUAUAUUGGUCGCUAAAUCGGCUUGGAGAACAAGGACUUCAGUUUGAAAAUGACUAUUGAGAAACAUUACAUGUGUGAAUUGUGAACUGAAUUUUCCUGACCACAAAUUCUUCAUUCAUGGACGUGUUGGCAUCUUUAUUUGUUGUGAAAUGCGGGCCAAUCCUGGGCAUGUUAUUUUGUGUAUCAUUGAGUUAUGAAAACAUAUGGCACAAUCCUGGUGUAAUUGCUUUAUCGUAACAUGCGGUUGAUCUUGACUAAAUAUGUCAGCAUAUAUAAUUGCUUUACCAUAAUCGUGGUUCUAUAUGUCAGUAUUUAAUUGCUGUACCGUAACACGGGACAUUAUCGUUGUUCUAUCUGUCAGUAUAUAUCGUUUUUACCGUCACACGUGGCAUAAUCAUGUUUCUGUCUGUCAGUAUAUAUCUUCUUUACCGUAACACGUAGCAUAAUCGUGGUUCUAUCUGUCAGUGUAUAUCUUCUUUAACGUAACACGUGGCAUAAUCGUGGUUCUAUCUAUCAGUAUAUAUCGUCUUUACCGUAACAUGUGGCAUAAUCCAGGUUUUAUUUGUCAGU